Messenger RNA from Arthroderma uncinatum, 627 nucleotides. Its product is annotated as IBR finger domain-containing protein. The transcript has 2 exons. The record is from RefSeq and is a predicted model, not a curated record. NCBI's taxonomy places the organism in Eukaryota, Fungi, Ascomycota, Eurotiomycetes, Onygenales, Arthrodermataceae. The coding region runs from base 1 to 627 and encodes 208 amino acids.
AUGGCGUCCGUACUUGAGCCAGAAGUCGAGCAGUCUACAGCGGACUUGAUCAUUCGGCUCCAACUUGAAGAUACCGAUCUUUAUUUUAAAUCGUGGAAAGGGAAAUCCCUAGACCUCACGGACGAAGAGCUAGCAUUUCAGCUACAAAACGAAGAGUUUGAAAGCAUGUCCCAAUACCUUUCGGAUAGACGGAUGGCUACGAGCUUUGCAGCUGCGGUCCGGGCCGAUGGCCGCAUUCUGGCUGAUAACCGACUGGAAGAAGAGAAUACGGCCAAAGAUCGAGAUAUCGCCCGCCACUGGACAGAGAACGGUUGCCCCGUUGCAGCGGAAGAUCACCAAUCAAACUCAGAGUCAGUAGGCCUGGACGAUGAGACCUUGGCUAAACUACAGAUCCUGUUCGUGUCCGGUGUAGAAGGCUACUACGACGUCGGAAGCGUGGAAAUGCCCGGUGGUGAGAUUGAACUAGCCGAGUCGUCUAGUCGAGCAGCACAACGAACUCGCCAGCCACAACCACCACCGUUGCGCCGUUGUAUAGCAUGCAGAGAAGAAGCAGAGUUUGUGAAUGUGUUACCGCGCAGGAGAACGGAUGGCAACGUUGUCAUUCUUGUUGGCGAGUGGUGGAACUGA